AUGGACCAAUUCCCAAAGCUUCGACCGGUCGGUCGCAUGGAGCUAUGCUCCACCGCACGCCAUCACCUAAGAUUCUAUUACAAUGUAGCGGUAGCAGCAACUUACACACUGCCGCCAACAUUUACCCUCCCAAUCAAAGACUAUGUCUACAAAGCAUGUGAAAUACUCAUUGCGCAGCACCCAAUUCUCUCGGCCGUCCCAAUCGGCGAGGAGACAAAGGAACCUUACUUUGUGCGUCUCCCGAACAUCGACCUGAGCCAAUCGGUCUUUUUCCAGAAGCGUGAGCACGGUUUCCCCGAUGCAGAAGACCGAGAUGAAGAGCUAGACGCGCUGCUGAGUACCCAGCAUAACACUGCUUUUGAACUCCCGUUGCCAUUCUGGAGAAUUUUCGUGUUGACCGAUGAUGCCGAUGAGACCGAAAGACGGUUCACCGUCGUCUUUUUCUUCCAUCAUGCUAUCUCUGACGGCUCUUCGGGAAAGGUCUUCCACAGGACCUUCCUGCAAGCGUUGCAAUCCUUGUCAUCGUUGACAGUCGAUGAUGUCAAGGAAGUUAUUCCAUCGCCUGAUUCGCCGCUUCUGCCGCCUGGGGAAGCCGUCCAUCCUAAGCCAGUAUCGUACUCCUACCUGGCUGUUCAACUCUUCAAAGCUAAGAUAUAUGACCCUCGUGAUCCUGGUUUAUGGACCGGAUCGGAGGUCAAGCUCCCACUGGAGACGAAGCCAAAACACAUCGUCUUCCCAAAGCAUAUAUCAUCAACAUUCAGGGACCGCUGCCGCGAAAACAAGACAACCAUAACAGCCGCUCUCCAAACAGUCAUCGCUCGCUCCCUCUUCGCCCAUCUUCCCGAAUCCUCCACGAAGGUCAGGUGCUCCGGCGCGAUGUCCAAUCGCCGCUGGCUUCCUGACCCCAUCACAGAAGAUUCGAUGGGCGUCUGGGUUCAAGAAUACACCGAAGACUACUCCCGGAAAGAUCUCGAUGAGGCCUCAUUCCCCUGGUCCGUGACCGUGCGGUCUCGCGCGACAAUCGAAAAGGAACUCAGCAAAGAGGGCAAGGACACUACCGCCAAUCUCCUUAGGUACGUAAACGAUUACCAAAACGAGCUCUACCUGUCAAAGGUCGGGCUGCCGAGGUCGUCUACCUACGAGGUGUCGAAUAUCGGGGCUUUUACUUCUAGCACGUCAGCAGAAGGGAUACCGCGGGUUGGGCGUGUCGUUUUCUCACAGAGUGCGUCUGUUACGGGAAGCGCGUUUGAGGUCUCGGUUGUUUCAGGUGGUGAUGGUUGUUUGGUGUUGAUGUUUACGUGGCAGAAGGGUGUCGUGGAGGAUUUAUUUAUCCUGAAUGUUAUCGAGUCGGUGAGGAAGGAGGUGUACGAUCUUUGUGUGUAA
Molecule: messenger RNA, 1383 nt
Organism: Aspergillus nomiae NRRL 13137
Lineage: Eukaryota; Fungi; Ascomycota; Eurotiomycetes; Eurotiales; Aspergillaceae
Exons: 2
Coding region: 1-1383 (460 amino acids)
Molecular function (GO): N-acetyltransferase activity
Source: RefSeq, a predicted model, not a curated record